UUUGACAACAAAAAGUCAAAACAUUGGAAUGACGAGUUUUAGCCUCGAAGCAUGCAAAUAUUAUAAUUUUAAAACCUUUAUUCAAGCGGAUUGAAAUACGUUUGGUUCUAGCAAAUAGCAUCACCACAAAAAGAGGUACGCUGUUCUUUCACCAAGUCUAGGUAUACAGACAUGGCAGAUUGAGCAUUUCCAUGGAGGUGCAAACCAAAGACGAGCUACUGGAGCAAAUUUCUUUGGCAGUAGAACAGAUACAAAAGCAAUUUGUACAAGGAGGCAAUGUUAUUAAAGAUUGUCAGGAAACAUUUUUCCUCUGUCAAUGUGUGGAUAAUAUUUUACAUCAUGGGCUUAAAGAAGGGCUUAUAUCCUGGGCAAUGGAGUCAACAGUUUGGCCACUGUUAGAGAAAAUCACUUGCAGUGAAGAUAUUGAAGAAAUUAAAAUGUUGCGCCUAAAAACCACCCGAGACAAAUGUCAAGCAUGGAUCAAAAUGGCUGUGAAUGAGAACCUUCUUGGUAGUUAUAUUGCUGCAAUAAAUCAGGAUCAUUCGUUGUUAAUCCAUCACUAUUAUGAAUAUGCAUUCCUGCGUGAUCCAGUCAUGACCGACACUGUGAAGUCAAUUCUCAACUAUGGAAUAGCAAAUUUUGAUUUUGAGAUUUCAAUCAGUUACAAUCAACCAUCCAGUAAAUUUGAUGCCAGGUCAAAGCAAGACCAGCCUUGCGACUACGACGCUGUUGAACAAACAGCGCCAAAGGAGAAUGGGCUCGAGCCGUCAAACAUUGAAACUGAGAUAGCGACAACGGCCGACACAUUGUCGAAGAGGAGACGAAAGAAGAAGGUUAAGACUGUUGUUAUUGAAGACCAGGACGAUCGUGAUGAUUUUGAAGAGACAAAAGAAAAAGUGGAAGUUGAGGAGGAAAAUUUGGAAGAGAGUAAGGUUGAUGGGAGGAAAGAUAAAAUAACUUUUAAAAAUGGGGGGAAUGAUAUGCAGUUUUCGACGGAAACGUCAUCGACUACAACUGACCAAUCAGACAACAGUGAAACUAGUGACGUAAGAACUAACAGGCUCACUUGUUCGGUUAACGGUCAUGUGAUUGAAGCAGCUAGUGAUAGCGUGGUUCGUGACGCGGAUGACGGAUUGCAAGAUUCAACAAGUGAAAGAACAGAUUUUGUUAGCGCCCAGCUUGAUCAGUAUUUAACUUUCAACAGUCGGGAAAAUCGUGAUGAUGAUCGAAGGAAGAAUAAGGAACGAGACACUUUAGGAAGACAAAUAGAAAGAGCCAGUCCGAUACAAGAGUUUAGUGCAAACGAUUUCCUCUUGGAUGAAACUGAACCACAAAGCACUUUAAAUGACAAUAAAGAGGUAUUAUUAGGGGGUGCCUCGAAUACCACUGAUUGUUCAAACGAGCCUGAAAAUGCCACGAAAGGGGAUUCAGGUGCAAAUCGAAAAAAAUCUGAGAAUUUAUCUGAGAGCUUAGAGAUUGAAGCGGAACUUACAGUUACAAACAAAAAAUUCACAAACAUUUCUUCGAUUUCUGAGAACAAACACUCAGGUUCUCCAUCAGAAAGUUCUAUUAAUAAUAAAGAUGGUGAGAGAUUAUCUGAAGCUCUGACCAAGACGGAACGUUCAUCAAAUUCUCAGAGAUUUAAAUCACAGGAGAGCAUAGGAAGUACGAAAGAGGAGAAUGUAUCAAACGAUGAAUUCUCGGAAGUUCUGAGCCGGAGCUAUUCUUAUGACUAUCGCGUAAGAAGGAUCGAAAAUGUUGAUUUCGUUUCUUCCUCUUACGGAUCAUCUUCAGCUCUCAGCGAUCUCACAGACGACGACAGGGACCUCAAUUUCAUUCCGGGAAUUCAUAGAAUGUCUUCGAAAUCGUUCACCUCAUCUUUCGAGAAGAAGAGCGCAGCAGACAGCUCCGUCUCGUUCGACGAGAAUGGUUUCCCAUUGUUUGAAUCAUCUCACUACACUGACUCGCUGACAUCACAGCAUUCAAGCACGGAUGAUAACAGCAGAUCUUUCAGCGAUCUCUCCAACGAAUGGGACCUCUUUGAAGAUUUGUUGAAUGUGGAAGAGGAACACUUCUCAAAGCCUGAUAAUUUUGCUGGUUUAACAACGACUGAAGAACUAGAAAUUGCCAUCGAACAUUACAAGAAGUUGAUUAAAACGAGGAGAAAUAAAUCUCAGCAGCGCGACGAUUUGGUUAAAAAACUUGUCAAACUUCGUUUACGACUACAGCAAGAAAACGAAGGUCCACCAGAAGAGAAUCCACAGUGUCGUAAGAUCUUGAGUCAUCAGUUUAGCAAGAAGGAAGGCAAGAAAGAAGGUACCAAGUACUUCUGUGACCAAUGCGGGAAAAACAUCUGGACCAUUUGGCAAACAUUAUACACUUGUAAUGAUUGUGGUUAUUAUUCCCACAGAAAAUGUCUAGAACAUAUUCAAAGACCUUGUCCCAAAAGGAACUUAUCAACGGUGUCGUAUAUCAUGGAGAUAUGUCCGGAUACUGGUUUAGAUGCCCAGCAGUACCGCUGUGCCGAGUGCAGGAAGGAGAUUGCGUUUUCAAAAAAAUUGGUAGCCGAGGGAAGAAUAUGCGAUUAUACUGGCCAGUAUUUUUGUGAUAACUGUCAUUGGAAUGACCAAGUUACGAUCCCGGCUCGCGUCUUACGCAACUGGGACUUUUCACAACGCAAGGUGUGUCGGAAAACUAAACAGUUACUGGAAUUGAUGAAAGCCAGGCCGAUAUUAAACAUACAGGAAAUCAAUCCAAUGUUGUACAGAUAUGUGGAGGAGUUACGAGAAGUUGGGAAACUUCGAGAAGACAUUCUUAUUAUGAAGAAAUAUUUCCUGACAUGUCGCGAAGCUCUUGAGAGUAAACUAUUAAUACAGCUUCAAAAACGACAGCAUUUCGUGGACAGCGCACAUACGUAUUCAUUUCAAGAUCUACUCGACCUCAAUAACGACGUACUGUUACCAGAGGUCAGCAAGGUGCAUUCGCUGUUUCUGGCUCAUAUAAAAGCGGACUGCGAGUUGUGUCGUGCUAGAGGAUUUAUUUGUGAAAUGUGUCAAGACUCUAGCGAUAUCAUUUUCGCUUUUGAUCCACACGCAGUCAAGUGCACCAAUUGUUCAGCGGUGUUUCACAAGGUUUGUUUCAAACCAGACGACUGUCCAAAGUGUCAACGAAGGAAGAAAGUAGCCGAAGAACAAGAAUAGUGAUUUACGGACUUCGGGUGCAUUUUUCACGACGCUUUACGCCGAAAUCCGAGGAGUGUGUUUUGUUAAAUUAUGAAUGAAAGGAAAUCAUAAGAUUCAAGUAUAAUUUUUGGUAAAAAAUAUAUACUAAUACACAAAAAUGUAAUUAUUUAAUAACGUAAUAAAUUAUCGAAUUAUUCUCUUUA
Messenger RNA from Dendronephthya gigantea, 3385 nucleotides. RefSeq lists its product as uncharacterized. The coding region runs from base 192 to 3200 and encodes 1002 amino acids. NCBI's taxonomy places the organism in Eukaryota, Metazoa, Cnidaria, Anthozoa, Malacalcyonacea, Nephtheidae. The record is from RefSeq and is a predicted model, not a curated record. The transcript is spliced from 18 exons.